UUCAGUCUCUUUCAAAAUGACAGAAGUCGCGGAUGCCUCAGUUCAAACUCUCUCUUCAAUUGACGUCGCUCAAGAUGAUGUGGACGCAAUCAAGUUUAGUCCCCUGGUGGUCCAACUGGUGACUACCAAACCAAAAAAAGACGAUCCACCAUCUUGCACCUCCUCUGGGACCAUCGUAGCUCCUCCAGGAACACAAGUGCCUUCCCACCAACGAGCUAUCCGACGAGUCAUGCCUGCCAUUGAGGAGGAUUGCUACAAUACCAAGCACGAAGAGCGUGGAUUAUGUCUGAUCCUUGAGCAUGAUGAAUUUCGCCCUCAGUUGAACAUGUCGAACCGGAAAGGCUCCGAAAUGGAUUUGAAGGCCUUGACCUCCUUGUUCAACCGCAUGGGCUUCAAUGUCAACGUCCAGCGGAAUCUGCCUUAUGGAGAGAUUUCAAAGCUUCUGGCCAGGGUGGCGGCCAUGGACCAUUCGAAAAGUGAUUGCUUUGCCAUGGCGGUCUUGAGUCACGGAAGCGAAGGGAUCAUGUACGCCUUCGAUGCGGCUUAUCCGACACAAAAGCUUUGGGAACCAUUCACGGCUGACAAAGCCCCAACUUUGGCUGGUAAGCCUAAGCUUCUCUUUCUUCAGGCUUGCCAAGGCAGCAUGAUGGAUGAAGGAAUCAAAGUGACCAAAGCCACCCCGGACAUCCAGUACGAUUCGUUUGCUUCUUACAAAAUGCCAGUUCAUACCGAUUUCCUGAUUGCUCACUCGACAAUCACGGGCUAUUACUCGUGGAGGAACACUGUGCAAGGCAGUUGGUUCAUCCAGAGCUUGAUCAAGGUGAUGGAUCAUUGUCGGGAUCACCGAGAUCUGCUCUCUAUGUUGACUCUGACCCAUAAGCUAGUGUCGUCAGAAUACGAAUCGAGCUCGUCGUACUCUCACCUAAGCGAGAAGAAGCAGACCCCUUUCCUGUAUUCGACAUUGACCUACAAACUGUACUUGGACCCUAAGAAGAUUGAUCGUACGUAAUUACUAAGCAUGAUUAAUUCGCAUGAAACUAUUGACUUGUUAAGACAUUAAAAAAAGCUGCAUAUCA
Messenger RNA from Tigriopus californicus, 1076 nucleotides. Its product is annotated as caspase-1-like. Gene Ontology annotation, biological process: proteolysis; apoptotic process. The record is from RefSeq and is a predicted model, not a curated record. NCBI's taxonomy places the organism in Eukaryota, Metazoa, Arthropoda, Copepoda, Harpacticoida, Harpacticidae. Gene Ontology annotation, cellular component: cytoplasm. The transcript has a single exon. The coding region runs from base 17 to 1009 and encodes 330 amino acids.